CGAUGGAGGAGAUAUGGGAUACAUACGGAAAAUAAACGUAUAUUUGCCUGUUCGCAUGUGUGUGUCUAGAAAUUAACCACUCAAAAUAUCAGUUCCGUGAGUCAAAUGUAAUGUCUUCUCAUUAAGUACUCCGUGAGAGGAGAGUCGAGAGAAAAGCAUUAUGCAAAGUGGUACUAGAUAUGCAGCGACAGACGGAGAGACCCAACACGGUCUGCAAAGUAACCUGCUCAAACCUAUGGACGUCCUAGAUUCGCACGGUGAGAGAGGGGACUUUUUGAGGCGCUUGCACACACUCAGCUCGACAGAGACAAGUGGCAUAGGUGACUGCCAUACGACGCUAUCGAGGGAAGAACUCAACGGUAAAACCACAAGGCAAUCAAGUUUCCAAACAGACGUUGACAGCCCUAGAAUCCCAAGGCGUAGACAUUCAUUUGAACUGGCGAUAAUGGGAAUGUACACCAAUCAUUCAUCGCACGAGGUGCCGGACGAAGGUAUUGAUACCAACGAUGAUCCUGUCGAAUUUGACGAGCUAUUCAGUCGGAGUCAUAUAGAUAUAAGUGGAGGGACUAAUAUCGAUCGUUCGAUGUUUUUUAGUUCACAAGAACGGCUUAAAAAUAGAGGACCAAACACAUCCAGUUCAGCAGCGGUACAAUAUGAAAUGGGGGAAUACUGCACUAACAGUCCGGACAGAUCGGACUCUCCAACUUCAUCUAUACCAGGUGACUUUGGAGAAGGCAGGAGCCCUGAUGAUCACCACAAUAGUUCCCGUAGGAACUCGAGGGCGGGGAAAAUGGAAUCGGAUUGGAUGCGAUGGGGAAGGGACAGGAGAGAUAGCAUGAAGAAACGCAAUGAUAAACUUGAACAACACCAAAAACAAAUAGAGUCCAAGCGUACACCAACGCCUGUUAAAAAGGCCAGAAAGGAAAGUUUAAAAUUCGUAGCAGCUGGAUAUGCAAUCAAUGACACUGACCUCUCCAUUGAUGAUGAUAUCCCAGAAAUAGAGGAGAACCCAAGAAUUCUUCAGAGAGAACGUCUUAUGUCAAAGGCAUCUAGUGGCUUGACGCCGGUGUCACCAAUCAGGCCACAACGCUACAAAAGAGCAACAUUUGACCCUAAUGUCUUAACAGCAUUUUGGCAACAUAAGAUAUUUACCAGGGGUAGGAUUGUUGGUAUCACCCUCAGCAUCAUAGCGUUCAUCACCAACAUAAUCUCAAUCGCAAAUCAUUACUGGUUAUAUCAUACAGAUCAACAGGUACAAUCCAAUCAUAUCCAUUCUGGCUUAUGGCUGCGAUGUAAUUCUCAUAAAAAUACUUCUUCCGAAAUCUGCACGUUUAUAUCAGAUGAACACUGGCAACGUGCUGUGAUUGGACUGCUGAUUUUCACCUUUGCCUUUGGUUUGUUGGCCACUGUGUUGUCCAUCUGUGGCAUAUUUAGCGCACAUAUGGGCAAGAAAGUCUAUUUCUACCACUCGUCUGGAGAGAUGUUUUUUAUAUGUGGUCUAAACUCUUCAGCAGCCUUAAUCAUUUAUUUGGUGGCAGUGGAGUAUUCCAACUUCACAGAUCGUUCAUAUGGAGUUGGCUUCAUCAUGGGCUGGUUCACUUCAAUAUCAUUCUACAUAUCUGCCACGUGCAUGGAGCUGGACGAAUUGGUCCGGUAUUAUAAUAAAACCUGCACCCAUUGCUGUAGCAGGGGUGGAGUGCAACACGUGUAGCUCGUGUUUCAUGAUAGGAGAAUUAUUGCAAUUGUUUCGCAUAAUAGUUGUGAUUGUUUGGCAAAAUUAUUGUGAUUGUUCAGCAGAAUCAUUGCGAUUGUUCAGCAAAACAAUCGCCAUAGUUGUAUAUAUCUGAUGUCGGAGGGGCGUCUCACAUGUGUAUAUAUAAUCAAGUAUGUCUUCCUCUUGGUGACGGGUGGUGUAAUCGUAAUGGAUGACACGACGCAAUGGACGACUGUUAUGAAUUCCAUAACAAUGAGAACUCCCUGAAUGACUGCAAGAUCCUUCAUUGCAUUUAACCUGGGAGACGAUCUUUAAGCAAAUUAACUGAAAGGAUUACCCCCUACCAUCCAAUUAUCGCAUCGUAAUCGCAACGACAAUUGGAAUUGCUUCGUGGGCAGCUAUUACUUUCACACGAUGAUUUAGCCUCUGACAAUCAGUCUUUACCGGUUUUCAGACCUGGUUUCCUUUGUUUUCUGGACACUAAUAAAGGAUACUAAUGAACUACAAAUAAUAUAAAUCAUUCAAACAAUUGAAAAGAACGAUUUAGAGUAUCCUACAUAAGACGACUAGAUUGUUGAUCCGACUCAAUUGAUAUCCGUAAUCCGAGAUCGUAUCCUAUGCAAGGGCUAUGCUCUCAUUUAAUUUAUCAAUAUGUGCCCUUUGCUUUUCAAAGUAACUUCUUGAUUCAUAAGGUUUCAGUCGUUUUAACCUCCUAUACCUUUCAAAGUCGAAGAUAUCAAACUAGUGGACGAUUGAAUAAUCCAAGAUAUAAAUGUUGUCUAGGGACAACAAAUGUGCACAAUGAUAGCCACCAUUUCCAUUUUAAAAACCAAAAUAGGAAUUAGAUUUUUAAGAAGUGAGUUCGAAGAUUUGAUUAGGGCCUACUAUACCAGGGAUAAUGGCAAUAUUUCCCAUUUUGGGGACACUUGGAAAGGCACGUUAACCAUAAUAGUAGUAUACUUGUCGAGGUAAUAUAUAUUUUGGGAUGGAAGACGCAUUCUUGAAAUAUAUUGUGUCAUUAAACGUCUUUAUCAUGUUUUUGAGACUGAAUCAUUUUCGUUGAAAACUAGUUGGCUAAGUAUUUUCACAGAUAUUUCAUAAAUAUUUCAAAACUUAAAUAAAUAGUUAGUCGAAAUAUUGAGGUGGUAAAAUAGUUUUGAAUGUAGUGAAUCAAGUAAGAUUUUCAUUAUUUGAUUGAUUCAGUAUUUGAACGAUAAACAGGUCAGAGUGUUAUACUUAAACAAGUAGCUGAUGAACUAUCAGUGUUAUGGAAAUGGUACAUUGUGUGCACACGCGAAUUCCCUUGAUAAGUUGCGGAUCUACUUUUUAUAUUAAAAAAUCACACGUUUGGGUUGUGAUUAGUUUGCCUUUGUGCUUGCGGGUAAUGCAUGAUGGAUUUUCAUCAAAUGGGAAAUACUGGUAAUGGACCGAGAUUCAUAAUUGAAUCCUUGCAUAUGCGCAUACGACACCUCAAAUUCUAUGGAAAUUCUCGGAAAUUAGUUAAUUUCAGUUCCCGCCGGAGAUAUGAUUUGAAGUAAUAUUGAAAAAACAUUCAUAGUAUAGGAUAUGACUUAAGAGUGAGGUAUUGUUGCAUGACUAAAUCUCCAAUGGAAAAUAAACGAUAUUAUCAUCAAACUAGAUCAUGAUUCAUGAACUUAAGCUGUCUGCCGAGAAACUUCAUUCUUGAUAUCCAAAUGUAUUCUACAAUUGAGGCAUGAACAACUGUUCGUUAUUAAUUAAAU
Messenger RNA from Owenia fusiformis, 3456 nucleotides. Lineage: Eukaryota; Metazoa; Annelida; Polychaeta; Sabellida; Oweniidae. The record is from the annotation of a GenBank genome assembly.